AUGCGUUCGUUCAUGAAAACACAUCUGCGAAAUUCGCCAAUAUUCGAUCGGCAAAAGUCAUCCACCAAAAAUUCGAAAGCAGAUGAUACCGAACCGAUUUCACCCCUGAGAUUGAAACCCAAGUCACAUCAUCACCGCAAAAAGUCAAAGAACAAUAGGAAAUCAUUAACCGAAAGCCAUCAUAAGUCGCAUUCAUCUAUUUCAUCAAUUGAUACUGAGAUAUCUCGUUCAGACUCUGCAUAUUUUUCAACUGAAAGUCCGAGCAGAAGGCAGCAGCGUCUUAGUCAUAAACAUCAUAGCAGUGAUGGGAGUAAAAUCUUGCGGGUAUUUGACGAUAUCAAAGAGGAUAUUUCGAAUCCUUUCUUGACAUCAUCAACACCAACAAAAAGAAAGCUCUCUGUUAAAUUUAGUGAACUUCCAUCAUCUUCAUCCUCUAGUCUUCCAUCGAUGAAAUCCGACUCUAACAAAAGCGGUACGCUACACUCAAAUCAUUCAGUGGAUAAUAUUUUGAGGGGACAGAGUUUUAAAGUGUGUCCAUACACAACCUUUCCCCCUCUGCCUGAUCGUUCUACAACUAUAUACGGUACCAAAACACAUAAUUGGGGCGUUGUGGACACAAAAAAGGCAGAAUUGAAAAAGCGGCCUCUUCCACUUCCAGAAUCUCGUGUACCUAUUGCUCCCCCCUUGCCAAAGAACACAGUUCGUUUUGAUACAAUUAAUAAUUUUAAAGUUAGUCCUCCAGUGUCCAUUCCGCAUCCUCGCCCAAAUAUUAAUGCCAGCUCGAAUGCAAAUUCUGUCGAUAACGGUGUUGUAGAUGGUUCAAAAUCACCACUCUCGUUGGCAAGGAAAAGCACAUCUUUAACCGAUAUAGACAUGAGUGAUGACGAGUGCUUUCCAAAAUACAAUCCUGAGGCUUUAUUUGAAAGUCAUUUGAAGCGUAAAGAUGGCAAGCAGGAUAAUCAAGAUAAUCAAGAUGAUCCUGAGGUAUCUGAUUCGGACUCCUCCAAGUUCUCGUUUCAGCUCACUGGCAGAAAUGCGUCAAUUAAGUAUUACAAGACGAAGGAGCAAGUGAAAGUUGAGCAAGAAGUCAAAAGCCAGAAAAAGAACGUCGAUAAAUUUGUGCAGUUUAUCAACUCAUCAGAACCUCUUGAACAGUUGGAUGAUGAUCUGAAUUAUAUUGAUGUGAAUGCCAAAGAUGAGACCGACGAUCUCUUUAAUAGAGAUUUAUUUUCUGACGAUGAAGAUGAUGGAAUAGAAGAUGAAUAUACUUCGAUCACAGAGCUGCAGCCGAACGUACCCGUCGUUGACAGAUUAGAGAAAGAUUCUAAUCAAGAAAUUUCUGAUAAUUCAGUUUCAGAAGCAACAAAAGCAUGUGAAAUCAAGAAAAUACAAAAAGAGACUCCCGCAGUGUCUCCGGAAGCAGAAGUUAAUCUUCUUCUAGAGCAGCUACGGUCAACCAAAAUUGACCCUGGAUCUGCGGGUAUUAUUAUUCCUAAGAGUAGCGAUGUUUCCGAGGAUUUAAUCGAAAGUGACAAUUGCACGGAAGGUGACAUUUUCGCAGAUUACAAAGAUUUAUCUGAUGACGAGAAUGAUCAGUCUCCUUUGGAGAUAACUACAGUUCAGGUUGGAAAGAAUUUGAAUCCCAAGAGUUCUUCUACUCCGGAGAAUAAAUAUACCAAUUCAGAUCAUUCAGGCUCUUUAGGACUAAAGGCCCGCCGGUCUAAACUGAAGUAUCACCAAAUCAACUCUAAAAUCCAGGAGGACAAUAUGGAUUUCAUAAAAAAUAGAUAUUCAUGGCUGGGAGGUGAAGGGGAGCCAAAGAUUGAUGACUUUCAAAGGGUGUCAAUGGCAAGUUCACCGAGUGUUGAUAAUUCUCUUCUUGAUGAGGUUAAUCAAGUUUCAUCAGAUUAUGAGUCUGAUGUGAAUUUAAGAUAUGGCAUUCCAGAUGACGAGAUAGAACAAGUUAAUGCCCCAGUUUUAGUUGAUCAAGUUCAACAGCUUGAUAAUAGUAUCAUCAAUUUAUCAAAAAAGACUAUUACUUUAUUUAACGGACUUUCGUCUGAAAACGGCACUCCUAAUUCUACAAAUUCUUUGAAGCAUGAUCAAACUGUCGGAAAGCAUUUAAGUCAAACUAGGCCAUCGUAUGUUGACAUACUCGAAGAUGGUGGGAAUUCUAUAGAAGCUUCUGCUGAUACAGGGGAUACCUCGUAUAAUCCGGAUUUUUAUGAUCAGUAUACAGAAAGUGCCGAAGAAGGCGAUGGCAGCGAAGAUCUUAGUUUUGUACCUGAUGGAUUGGCUCCGAACCGUUAUAGAGAAUGUUCAUUUUUGACUACGAUAAGUGAGGCUUCUUUUGAAAGUUCAAGAAGCGUGCAUUCGGAUCACUGA
Brettanomyces bruxellensis is the source of this 2385-nucleotide messenger RNA. RefSeq lists its product as uncharacterized. Lineage: Eukaryota; Fungi; Ascomycota; Pichiomycetes; Pichiales; Pichiaceae. The transcript has a single exon. Bases 1 to 2385 code for a protein of 794 amino acids. The record is from RefSeq and is a predicted model, not a curated record.